Molecule: messenger RNA, 1418 nt
Organism: Salvelinus fontinalis (brook trout)
Lineage: Eukaryota; Metazoa; Chordata; Actinopteri; Salmoniformes; Salmonidae
Product: voltage-dependent calcium channel gamma-5 subunit-like
Exons: 6
Coding region: 482-1324 (280 amino acids)
Biological process (GO): regulation of AMPA receptor activity; neurotransmitter receptor internalization; transmission of nerve impulse
Cellular component (GO): AMPA glutamate receptor complex; postsynaptic density membrane
Molecular function (GO): channel regulator activity; voltage-gated calcium channel activity
Source: RefSeq, a predicted model, not a curated record
UGAAUGUCACAUGAUGGAAGCUUCGCGGUGGGUUUGGUGCUUGAUUGAACAGCUGUGUCGCAUUCAACUCACUCGAAUCCAGAAUGACUUGACGUUAAGGAAGAGAAGUCCAUGGAUGCCAAUCUCGGGGCCGUUGUUUUAUCCGAAGGAGAGACGUUAUUUGUGGGCUGCAUUUCGCAAAAGCUAACUUUGUUUUUGUUUAAUCAGUGAAGCUUCAUAGGCUAUCCAUAUCCCCAAAGGCUGCCGCUGCCCAACUGCUGGCGCCAGGCUGAGGUGGAGCGCGCACGAGUAUUGUCCUGUUGCGGGGCAUUCAGCGCGCCGCACAUCCACUGCACACUGCUUCUCCGCGAGUCAACAGUAGACAAGUGUAGAGCAACGCGAGAGGAACAGUAUUGUAAGAAAACGAGCGCUUUCCUCGACGAGACUUCUUUGUGAAGCUCCUCUUUCUGCCGGCGGCGCCCCCUGCAGUUGUGGAUGUGGUAUGACCCUGUGUGGCAGGAAGGUGUUGACAGUGCUGAGCAGCGUGUUCGCUGUGUGCGCCCUGGGCCUGCUGGGCAUUGCUGUCAGUACUGACUACUGGCUCUAUCUGGAGGAGGGCGUCAUCCUGCCCCUCAACCAGAGUACCGAGUUACGCAUGUCCCUGCACUCGGGCCUCUGGAGGGUCUGCUUCACAGCUGGAGAUGAGAAGGGCCGUUGUUUCACCAUUCAGUAUGUGAUGCCCACCAACGUGCAGCUGACCUCUGAGUCUACAGUUAGUGUGCUGAAGAUGAUCCGUUCAGCCACCCCCUUCCCCCUGGUUAGUCUCUUCUUCUUGUUCAUCGGUUUUGUCCUGAGUAACAUCGGACACAUCCGGCCCCACCGCACCAUCCUGGCCUUCAUCUCCGGAAUCUUCUUCAUCCUCUCAGGUCUGUCUCUGGUGGUGGGCCUGGUGUUGUACAUCUCCAGUAUUAAUGAUGAGAUGUUGAACAGGACCAAGACCAACGAGGCCUACUUCAGCUACCAGUACGGCUGGUCCUUCGCCUUCGCUGCCAUUUCCUUCCUGCUCACUGAGACGGCCGGCGUCAUGUCCGUCUACCUGUUCAUGAAGCGCUACACGGCCGAGGAGAUGUACAGACCCCACCCGGGCUUAUACGGGCCGCGCCACAGCAACUGCUCCGACUACUCUGGUCAGUUCCUCCACCCGGACACCUGGGACCAGCGCGGCCGCAGCCCCUCCAGCAUCUCCAGCGAAGCCUCGCUCCAGAUGAACCACUCCCUCCACUCCAACUACCCAGCGCUCCUCAAGUGUCCCGAGUACGACCGCAUGUCCUCCUCCCCAUGCUGAGGCCUGCGUGAAGCCCUGGAGCCUGGGCAGCGGGUUGCACACACAUCCCCAGGAAGGGAGAGUCUGGCUGGGUUGCUGAGGUGGUAGACUAGGU